Penicillium pulvis is the source of this 3915-nucleotide messenger RNA. RefSeq lists its product as uncharacterized. The record is from RefSeq and is a predicted model, not a curated record. Bases 1 to 3915 code for a protein of 1304 amino acids. The transcript has a single exon. NCBI's taxonomy places the organism in Eukaryota, Fungi, Ascomycota, Eurotiomycetes, Eurotiales, Aspergillaceae.
AUGAGUUCCAUCAGCAGCCUCAAAGCAACCCUCUCUGACAGCCUUGUCUCUAACUCGGCACUCAGGGAGGCGUUCGACAUGGCCAGCUGGGCCACUGAUCGCACAUCCCGCUUCAAGAAUGUCGUUAUGGACGGUGAGCAAAAGCACAGGCUUCGCCGCAUUCUCAACCACUUCUUGAUACCAAGCAUCAAGCCACAAUUUGUGGAUGACGAGGACGAGACACAAGAAGAGAUUGAUCGGGCUCCCGAUAGUUGGCUGGCCAAGGCUGACGGGGUAUUGAAGAUGCCCUACCGCAUGAUUGAUAUCGAAACAAAGAACAUGGUCCCCACAUAUAAUCUCGGCCUACAGGACCAGUAUUGCAUUGUGUCUCAUAGUUGGAAAGGAUCCGAAAUUGGCUACGGCUAUUUCGACCAGGCCAAAAAGUUCGACCCUACAAAAGAUGCCGAAUCGAAUGAUGGGAGCAAGAAGCCCUCAAACGACCUCGAUAGGGUCAUCAGCAAAUGCAAGGCUGACAUUCGCGAUUUGGAAAAAAAGAUCGAAAAGGUGCUUCCAACUGUUACACCUAGAGCCGACGGAAAACGUCCCGAGGAUAUCGAAACACUGCUCAAGUGGUAUACCGAGGCCAACACAGCCACUUAUGAUUUUGGGAGAGCCCAGAAAACCCAUCAUGAUGCUGCAGCUGGUGUAUCCAGUGCCGAAAGAGAGACGGAGUAUUACAACACGUUGUGGGGAACUCUCAAUGCCCUUACAAACUCAAAGCCAUCGACCGACGAACCAAACUCUGCUCAGAGAGAUGAUCCGGGAGUGAAAGAAGUACGCUCGGCAAUCGCGAGUUUGAAUGUUGAAGCGAAGAAUCGACGCACAGAGGCUGAAGAAAGGCUCGCAAAUGCUUCAAACAAGCAAACGGAAUACAAUUCCACCAUUGAGUUCUUUGAAAAGAACCGUGAACUGUGCUACGGAAUUGAGCAGUUGCUAGUCUUAUUGCAGCACAUGCGGUCCUCGCGCAAGAUCGAAAACUCUAUCACGGUAGCCAAGGAACUUUUCGAUGCACACUUUCUCCGAGGAGGAAAAAGAUAUGUGUGGCUCGACACAUGCUGCAUCAACAAGGCUGAUGGCGGUGAAUUGACAGAGUCCCUGGCCUUGAUGGGUGAUUGGUAUGAGAAUGCCGAUUUCUGUCUGGUUCAUGUGGAUACUGCACGGGACGAAAACACGUGGAUUGAAGAAUGGAAGCACUGGGAGAACCCUCGCCAUCCUGCUGUCCCCGUGAACAUGGGGAGCUUUGAGCAGAUUGGCUCCGCUGGUAAUAGUCCGGAGGAGAGAAGACAGUUUCAGAUCGAAUGGGCAACGCGUGGAUGGACGUUGCAAGAGCUGGUGCUGAGCAAGGUUACCUACUAUGUUAACUCGCACUGGCAGAAGCUGGUCCGACCAGUUGAGGUCAUCGGUCCAUUCUAUUUCCUUCAGCCCUUCCUCGCCCAAUUCUUCCGUCAUCCAUUCGUCAACAAGCACAAGGAAAUCAGCAAAGAGCAGAUGGAGGAGCUUAAAAAGGUACUUUCCCAACCAUCUCCAAGUGAUGAGAAAUCCAAACGUUUCCUCGAGGAUGGAAUGUCACCCACGAAGACGAUCUCCGUCAUGCUUCAGGCCCUUGGAUUCUAUGCACCAAAUGGAAUCAAAGCGAAAACGGCCGACGCCCAGAUUGGCAAAGCAGUGCUUGACGCUGCCGAUCGGCUGCCCGAUAUCCUGAGCAAACUAAUCCCAGAUAUCUCUGAUACGCACUGCUUGUCGAGCCUCACCAACAACCAAAUCAAUCAAAAUGAUAGAAUAGCAGUUUUCAUUCAUUUGCUCCGCGAGCUGGCGACAGAAACGGACAUUGAAAUCCUCGAAGACAGGAAGGCCAUUGCAGCAUUCAGCAAGAUUGGAAACUUGACCAACUGGAUCAACGGCCAUGACUUUAUGGACUCCUCCGCCAGCAGCUCUCUCGUCACCGCGGCAGAGCGAGUCACCACAGUCGCUACCGACCAGGCAUACUCUUUGAUGGGUAUUCUUGGUGUGCGGUUCCCAGCAUUUCCCGCAGAAGGACUUCCAAAAGCUCUGGCCCGACUUCUGGAUGAAGUGGUGAUCUCAUACAACGAUGUUUCGGUCUUCAACUGGUUCGGUAAACACCAAGGCAGUCCUCUCCAGGGGCGCUCAAUGUAUCCCGCCAGCAUCGCGGCAUUUGUUGAUCCUGCGACUAACAUGAACGUCACAUCUCGGACAUACGCUAAUCAGCGGAUCUUGAAAUCUUUCAGAGCCCAGCGAGUUCGACAGAGUGAAACAGCUAGUAACGUCAACAUGCUACUGGCUGAAAUGUUGGGUCUCACGAAGAAACUGCCGAAGGAAUGUUCGGUAUUUGUGAACCUCGGCUUCCUGGCCGCAAAAAUCAAGAUGACCAGUUUCGAUAAUUUGGAAGCCUGUCUGGGAGACUUGGUUAAAGUCGUUGAGCAGCUUCGCGACUUCACGCCUCAGGAUGAGAGCUCAGAUGUAGCAAGCCCCAUCGGCUUUGCCCGAGUCAACUCGCUGGCCGAGUCAGUCCGGUCGGCUAAAUUUGAGGUUCCCAAGUUUGAAGUCCCUAAGUUUGAAGUUCCCAAAAUGUCCUUUGGAAGGAAGAAGACCGCUCCUCAGGUGACGGAAGAAAAGACACCAAUUGAGCCCCCCACUCCGACAUCGACAGUGCAGGCCGCGAGUUCUCCUGUCGAUCAAUAUGAAUCUUUGAACAACUGUAUUACACAUGCCAUUGCGGUUCUCAAAGGCGUGGAGGCUCCGACCACCGACUCUAGUGUCACUUUGCCAUUGGCUGAGAAGCCCAGCUCGCCUGAUUCUACGAGCGAGCAGAACAUCGACGCUCGGAACGUGAAUACAUACGAGAAGCGAAUGGUCUGUCCCAACCCGAUCACAGUGAGCAGUGGUGGUAUUCGAGGUAUCUUCGAUAUCCAGCGGGUAAUUGUUACAAUGCUCGAGCCCAAAAAGCUUCGUUCUCGGGUCCGAAAUGCAGUCAGCGGCCAAAAGAUCGACGGAUGGUGCACCGUCAGCACUGGUCUCUCCAUGGCUCUAGUGUCUUUCUCCUGCGAGCGCGACGCUCUGCAAACACAGCUUGACCUAUCAGAAGUCAUCAACAAGCACAUUGAUCCAGACGAGACACCAUCCGACGGUGAUAACCAGACACCGAAGCCAAACGACGAGCAGAACCAGGGCUUCCGCAGCCAACUACGAAUGGAGAAGACCCGGGAGAAGAUCCGAGUCGCUCGCAUGGUCUCAUUCGUGCAAAAGCCCAACCUCGAGACAAUUGCCGGAGAAUGGGUCUUGGCCCGGUUUUCCGGUGCCCCUGGAGCCAGAUGGUUCCUCUGUGUCCUCGAAUUAGGCGCCGGGAAUGAUUUCUAUGGACGCCGAAUUCCCACCGACGCGUUCAGCUUUGAGGAUGCCGCUCCGGAACAGGGACUGACGGAGUACUGGCACCAGUUUACUACUGAGAAGAAAGCUCGGACCUGCGAUACGCUUGACAUGUAUCUUAAUCGGCAGAAGCUUUGGAAGAAUGCUGGGAAGAACUUGGAUGAGAUGCAGAAUAUGCAGCAUAUGCAGCAAAUGCAGGAAUCUCAGGCUCAGAGUGAGAACGAUCAUCUCGAUUUCGACACGGCGAUGGAUAUCAUACAAAAUCUUUCGUUGGACACGCUGGAAAAGACUAUCAAUUUGGGUAAGAUGACGGGUUAUGGUGUUGGAGGUCUAGGCGCGGAGCUUUGGGCUAUGCACCUGGAAGCUCGAAUUGAGAAGUGUGCUUUGAAACGGGUGCCUGUUGCGUUGCGGACGCCUGUUAGGGAUCUUGAUCACAGCAGAAAACUGCUACCAGCUAUGUUCCACGCUGGACGCGAGAUGCAUAUGUUCUAA